This is a messenger RNA of Eriocheir sinensis (Chinese mitten crab), 869 nucleotides long. RefSeq lists its product as uncharacterized. The record is from RefSeq and is a predicted model, not a curated record. The annotation marks the transcript as partial. The transcript has 6 exons. Lineage: Eukaryota; Metazoa; Arthropoda; Malacostraca; Decapoda; Varunidae.
GGUGUUUGUGUGUCAGGUGUUUACGCCGACGUGGAAAACAUGGAGGAAGAGAAGGUCCUGCCCGUCAUCGACCUGAGCCUGGCCAAGGGUCACACGCGGGCCGGCCUGGUGAAGGAGCUGCACGAGGCGCUCACCACCGUGGGCUUCAUCUACCUCAAGAACGUGGACGGCUACGACGAGGAGGCGCUGCUGCGACACUCCAAGUGGUUCUUCAGCCUGCCGAUGGAGCAGAGGAUGGCCAUCUCCAAGAAGUCUUUCAACCCUAAGUGCAGCAACGAGUACCGCGGAUACUUUCCUGUCAUCCCCGGCGCCGUGUCCCACAAGGAAGCCUUCGAGAUCGGGCCGAAGCAGGGGAAGCCGAAGGAGGGACUCAUAUCGCUGGAGGAGAAGUUCAUCAUCGAGGACAACCAAUGGCCUCUAGAGUCUAGAGGAAUCCGAGGAGGGCAGGAACUUCAGGCAUGGAUGGAGGUCUACCACGAGAAGAUGACCGAGGCUUCGCGGGAGCUGCUGAGCCUGAUCGCGGAAGGUUACGGAGCACCCAGCGACUUCUACGCCGACAUCUUCAGGGAUCCGCAUCUCUCCACGCUCCGGCUCAUCCGCUACCCGGCCAGACCCAACCCGACAUAUGAAGCCCGUGACGGUGACGCGGUGAUCCAGACGGCCGAACACCAGGACACCACGAAGGUCACGCUGCUGGCCACCUUUGCCGAGUACCCGGGGCUGCAGGUUCGCUGGUGGAAGGACGACUCCAUCAUCGACGUGACGCACAAACCCGGCCACCUCGUCAUGAACAUCGGCCAGCUGCUCUCCUACACCAGCGGCGGGCUCAAGGCUACCAAACACCGCGUGAUCGACUGCUGUGGUGAUAG